CCAACAACCCUUACGCCAUGAACUAUAGCUUCAUCGCGGCCGAUUCUCUCCAAAAAGUAGGCAUUCUUGCUGUUCUCUUUCUCUGGCAAGCUUUCAGCAAACGUGGCAGCCUUGAGUGGAUGAUCACUCCUUCUCUCUCUCCACCCUUCCCAACACUCUAGUCAUGGGAAUCCCUCUUUUGAAAGCCAUGUAUGGAGAUUUCUCGGAGAGUCUUAUGGUUCAAAUUGUGGUUUUGCGAAGUGUAAUUUUGUAUACUCUUAUGCUCUACAUGUUCGAAUAUAGAGGAGCCAAGUUACUCAUCUCCGAACAAUUCCCUGAGACGGCCGCUUCCAUUACCUCCUUCAGAGUUAAUUCUGAUGUCGUUUCGCUAAAUGGUCGAGAACCAUUACAAACAGAUGCUGAGAUCGGCGAAGAUGGUAAGCUCCAUGUGGUUGUUAGGAGAUCUAGCAACUCGUCCGUGUUGUCUUCCUUUAACAAGUCACACGGGCUAAACUCAUUAACGUCCAUGACCCCAAGAGCUUCGAAUCUUACGGGUGUAGAGAUCUAUUCAGUGCAAUCUUCCCGAGAGCCAACACCAAGGGCUUCAAGUUUUAAUCAGACAGAUUUUCAUACCAUGCUUGCUAGCAAGGCCGCAAGUCCCAAGCACAGGUAUAUAAAUAGUUUCCAGGGAGUUAUUAGUGAUGCUUACUCUUUGCAAUCUGCGAAAAGAGCCACGCCUAGAACAUCAAAUUUUGAUGAGGUUAUGUUGAAGAUUGGAAGAAAAGAGGUGGGAGAACUAUGAGGGGUAAGUUGUUUAAUGGUUACCUGCCUCCCAAUUCCAUGUUUUCAGGCUCUACCAGUGGUGGUC
This is a messenger RNA of Hevea brasiliensis (rubber tree), 847 nucleotides long. RefSeq names its product auxin efflux carrier component 2-like. The record is from RefSeq and is a predicted model, not a curated record. Gene Ontology annotation, biological process: auxin export across the plasma membrane; auxin polar transport. The transcript has a single exon. Gene Ontology annotation, cellular component: plasma membrane; endoplasmic reticulum. The coding region runs from base 164 to 781 and encodes 205 amino acids. NCBI's taxonomy places the organism in Eukaryota, Viridiplantae, Streptophyta, Magnoliopsida, Malpighiales, Euphorbiaceae. Gene Ontology annotation, molecular function: auxin efflux transmembrane transporter activity.